This is a messenger RNA of Siniperca chuatsi (mandarin fish), 2529 nucleotides long. RefSeq names its product major histocompatibility complex class I-related gene protein-like. Gene Ontology annotation, biological process: immune response. Bases 103 to 1170 code for a protein of 355 amino acids. The record is from RefSeq and is a predicted model, not a curated record. Lineage: Eukaryota; Metazoa; Chordata; Actinopteri; Centrarchiformes; Sinipercidae. The transcript is spliced from 7 exons. Gene Ontology annotation, cellular component: external side of plasma membrane.
CUGGUCACUAGUCUCGAGGACAGAAGCACUCCCGCGAGGAAACAGAAGCCAAAACAGCUGGACCAGCUCGGUCCUUUACUCACACGUCUUUAUCAAAACAAGAUGAGCAAAUUAUUUUUGUUGCUUCUCUUCUGUCACGUUUCAUCACCAGUGAAACACUCCCUGAAGUAUUUCUUCACAGCAUCUUCUGGAGUCUCAGACUUCCAGCUUGUGGGUACAGGACAGGUUGAUGGCGUUCAGACGGGUUACUGCGACAGCAACAAAAAGAUAGCAGGAGCAACACAGGACUGGAUGAAAAAAAUAUUCGAAGAUGAUCCUCAGCACUUGGAGCGGUACACCCAACAGUGUUUUGAGAAUGUGCCAAACUUCUUCAAAGCCACGAUUCAUAGUUUGAAGCAGGACUUAAACCAAAGUGGAGGUGUCCAUGUUUUACAGAGGAUAUGUGGCUGUGAGUUGGAUGAUGAGACUGGAGAGGUUAAUAUUUUUGUACAGUAUGGUUAUGAUGGAGAAGACUUCAUGUCAUUCGACCUGAAGACAUUGACAUGGAUCGCUCUGAAACCACAGGCUGACAGCGUCAAACUGAGAUGGGAUGCUGACAAAGCUGAAAAACAUUACAAUGAAAAUUACCUCACUCAGAUUUUUGCUGAGUGGCUGAAGAAGUAUGUGGCCUUUGGGAAGAGCUCUCUGCAGAGAACAGAGCUUCCCUCAGUGUCUCUCCUCCAGAAGACUCCCUCCUCUCCAGUCAGCUGCCACGCUACAGGUUUCUACCCUGACAGAGCCGUGAUGUCCUGGAGGAAAGAUGGAGAGGAGUUUCAUGAGGAGGUGGAGCACGGAGAGAUCCUCCCCAACCACGAUGGAUCCUUCCAGAUGAGUGUUGACCUGAACCUUUCAUCAGUCACACCUGAAGACUGGAGGAGGUACGACUGUGUGUUUCAGCUCUCUGGUGUAGAGGACGACAUCGUCACCAGACUGGACAAAGCAGUGAUCAGGACCAACUGGGAGAAGCCCAGUGACAUGACCGUCCCCAUCGUUGCUGCAGUGGUUCUUGUUCUCGUCCUCAUCGCUGCCGCUGGAUUCAUUGUUUACAAAAGGAAGAAAGCCAAAUGCCCUCCAUCUUCUCCUGACAACGGCUCUGAGCUCUCUGAGAGACUGAAUCAGAGACCUGAUUGACAAACAAACUGAAUGAGUUUCCUCUUAUGGGAUGAACAAAGUUAACACUUUAACAUGUGAAAUUCUAAAUCUGUUUUAAAAAAUGUUGAUAGAUUUCUUUUCAUGAAUCUUUAUUAGGGGUCCAAGCAGCAAAGCCCUAAAAGUAUCUGGGUCUCAGAAACUAUAACAGCUACAGUUCCCAAACUCGGCAGCUGCUCCUCCUACACAUUUUGAACAAUCAACAUCAUAAUUUUCACAUAGCAUAUCUGGACCAAUCCAGGAAAAAGAAAAAAAUCAACUUUUUUAUAUUUGGUACGGUUUGGACUGAUUGCCUCACUGCAACCUAUAGUCAAUUCAGAAGUCUGUUACUCAAUAUUUUUGAAAAUAUGCAAAAUCAAUUAACAUCUAUAUCUCCAGUCUUCAUUCAAAUGCUACCAAAAUUAACACAGACAUUCUCUGGAUGGUAGAUAUUAUGGUGUCAAACAGUGAGUCCACAGUGAUAUUCAAUAUCUUGCUGUAAUUUGUACUGCAUGCACAACAUUUUCUUUUUUGCUCAGUGUUGGAUCAAAUGUCACCGAAAUAUUUGACAAUACACCCGAAACCAGCAGAAUGAUGUAUGAUUUUUUUCAGAAGAUUCUCACCAACAUUUUGACUGUUGUAAGUGUUUUAUGUUUAAACACGUGUGAUGUCAUUGCCUCAACAUGUAAGAAGGUUAGUAGAAACUACGCCUCUGCUACUACUCUUCUCUUAAUAAUCAUUAAGUGAACUUGAUUUGCCUGACAUGCAUAUGUUUUUACUAAGCAUUUAAAGUGUAGUACAUUAAACAAUAAAUAGGAUGUGAAAAUAAAUACUAAUUAGGGCUCGGAUCAACUCCGGACCACACUCCUCACUGCUGUCUGUCACCCUGCCAAACUCAGAAUACACUUUGUAGAUUAAUGUUGUGAAUUGCUAUUUAAAAAUGACUAUCCACUUUGAUAUUAGCAUUAUAAUAUCUAGUCAUGUUGAUACACUUGAUACUUUGUCGUCAUGCUUUUAUCUCACCAUGUGUAAUAUGGGCCAAACUCAAACUUUGCCUAAAACACUGGACAAAGGUGUAAAUAAACUUCUGGAUAAUUAUCUUUCCAUCCACAUUGUGAACAUAAAACAUAUUCUAAUCGAAAGGCUCAGUUUGUCCAUCAGGCCCUGCUCUUCACUGGUUUUCCCCUACUUUAAGGCUAGAUGCUAUGUUUCCAUUGGAACAUUUAUCUCAGGGUUCAGAACAUGUAAUAUAUGCUGUCAUUCAUAUGCUGAAAACAGGCAGCUGCAAAUUUUUCUCUCCUCUGGUGUCCUCAGUCCAAUAAACAAGCUGCUGAACUGGACUCAUAAUAGUCAGCUGCCACG